AUGGAUGAUACGGAGUACUCUACCCGUAGUAGAAGAAGAAGAAGAAGUAGUCGUCUUCAAUCUAAGCUCGUGAUUCUUCUUCUUCUUCUUCUUGUGAUCAACUGUCUGUUCAUCCAAGCUGUGUCGGAAAACGCAGAAACAAAAAUGCCGAUAAUCGACGCCGCCAAGAGACUGUUCUCUCUCCCCACAUCCUACGACUGUUGGAUCCUUAAACUCAAGUCCCUCUUUUUCUGGCAAGCCGCCACGCCCCAUUUCUCCCCGCCAAAUUCUCAAGUAGGAGGAGAAGGAUGGACGGGCGAACAAGGGACGACAGAGAAGGUCAAAGAGGCAGCAGUGAAGAGCUUGGACGAGAGCAAAUCAGCUGUGGAGGACUCUGCGAGAUCUGCUGCAAAAUUAGCAGAGGCAGCAGUUGAAGAGACGAUAAAGAAGGUCAAGAAGACAUUGUCUGGUAAAUCCGAAGCCGAACUGUAA
This is a messenger RNA of Striga hermonthica, 471 nucleotides long. The record is from the annotation of a GenBank genome assembly. NCBI's taxonomy places the organism in Eukaryota, Viridiplantae, Streptophyta, Magnoliopsida, Lamiales, Orobanchaceae.